Molecule: messenger RNA, 2716 nt
Organism: Oncorhynchus mykiss (rainbow trout)
Lineage: Eukaryota; Metazoa; Chordata; Actinopteri; Salmoniformes; Salmonidae
Gene: cenpi
Product: centromere protein I
Biological process (GO): mitotic sister chromatid segregation; CENP-A containing chromatin assembly
Cellular component (GO): inner kinetochore; kinetochore
Source: RefSeq, a predicted model, not a curated record
CGGAAGUAGUUAGUGCGCCUGCGUACAACAAACGGUCGCGCGCAAUAUUUGAGUUUUGUUUGAUUGACUUCGUGCCUGGGGAAAAGAUAAUACGUGGAUUUUUAACUAUGUAGCUAGCAAUGGCAAAAGCCUCCAACCUGACGAGGACAGAUUUGGACUCUUCAUUUGAAAGCCAGUUGUCAGUUUCAAGCCGAACUUCUAAUAGAAGUUUGCGAGUGGCAGAGAAGGAAAGAAGAAAGAACCAGAUCGGGGAUCCAUUUGUACUUGCGCUGAAGUACUUCUCAGAAGUGGAGGCAGGUACCGCAUGCGCGGGGAACGAUGUACUGGAGAGGAACCUGGUGCUGGUGGAGAGAGUGGGGCUCAGUCGAGGACUGCCUCCUGAGGCCAUCUCCGUCAUGUUGGACUACGCUAUGAGCUUACGUAUGGGAGGUGUGACGUGUGUUCGGGUCCUGAAGUUUCUAAUCCCCGCAACCGUGGUGCCACAGGAGGCUGUUGUUCGAGCAGUGUCGUGGUUAUGUGUCGGCAAGAUAGCAAUCAGCACACAGGUUCUUUUCCUUCGGUGGGUGCUGACUGUUUUCGACAUGAUCGACUCCAAGGACCAUCUUCGAGCCAUCUAUGGCUUCAUCUUCAGCUUUGUGACUGAGGAGAAUUUGUCUCCUUACAUCUGCCAUUUGCUUUACCUUUUGACAAGGAGAGAAAGUGUUCGGCCAUUCAGAGUCAGAAAACUGUUGGACCUCCAAACAAAAAUGGGCAGGCAGCCGUUCCUGUUGCACUUGCUGUCAUUGUACAAAGUGUUUUACCCCGAGUUGGUGACGCUUGCUCUUCCAUCACGAAUGAGGAGUGGGUUUAAGAACCACAAUUCCACGUGGAAGGUGGCGCUCUGUGCUGUCCAGAAGAGGAACAGAGGCCAGGUGUCCUCUGACAUCAGCCUGCCCCUCGGGCUCAAAGACAAGACCAACUUCAGAAAGAGGAAAUUUCAUCACCUGGAGUUACCGUCGUUGAGCUCGUCUAUCCAGAGCAACUCCUCCUCCAGCAGAAGCAGGAAGGUGUUCUCUCUGGAGCAGCUCCACUCCUUUCCACAGCUGCUGGACAACCUCCACUGCAUAGAGCUCCCAUCCCAGAUGGGUUCUCUGCUGGGCUCCAGUCUGGCCCUCUGUUACCUGGACUACGUACAGGAUGACUCCGCCUUCCUCCGACUCAACUUCUGGCUGGGCCACGCCCUCCAUGAGGAGUUUCUAUACUGCAGCAGGGACGGGAGCUCUGGGAGUUCGUCCGAGGCACUCCACUUCCUCAACAGGUUGCUCUCCACACAGCACUUCCUCCAGGAGGGCUUCUCCAGCACAGAGGGCUUCCUCUACAAGUUCCUGAACGUUUGGGAUGGUUCACUCCUCCGCCCCCAGAUCCUAGGCUUGCUGAGUGACAUCCCUGUGGUCCCCAGUUCCUGUAUCAGCCAACUUCUGUUUGAGCCCCUCAUGCAGCUAUUCUUCACCUCCACGCUCUUCUUCAAGUGCAGUGUGAUUGACUGUCUGAACAACAUGCUGUUGAAGUGGCUGACCUGGCACUCUGUGUAUGCCCUGGAGGAUGGCCUGGACAUCAGUCUAAACAGCCACACACCCAUGAACAUGACUCUGUCUGGCUUCAUGGACUCUGUCAUGGAGCUGGUGCGUUUCGUGGGCCGCCUGGCCACAGUGGGGCUGCAGCUAGAGGGCUGCCACUCCCUGCUCCUCAGCUUCAUCCUGGACUUCUACGAGACGGUGUGUGACAUGUUCCUGAAGUACGGGCUCCCCCUCGUGGUCAUGCCCCCCGCGGGAGUGUUCUACCCGGCCCUGUUCGCCACCGACCCCGUCAGCGUGGACCGCCUCAGCUACAUCAUGUACAGAUACAAGACGAAUCUGACCUCUGCUAAGUGUCAACAACAGGAGACCAAGCAGGCGUUUCACAUCAGCAGGCAGACGUGCCAGGAGUUUAACCACUACCUGCUCUUCAUGGUGAGCUGCCUGUGGAACUCCAAGAUGUUCUUGCCAGGCAUGGCCAUCGAGGUAGACCAGGAGCUCUUGGCUCUCAGCAAAGUGCCCGAGCCCUGGACCAGCUUUGACCUCAACCACCACCCUGCCUUCCUGGGCUGUGCCCUCGACUUUCACCUCAAGUGUUGGCCAGAGAGGAAGGACAUAGACUUCAAUUCCAUAAAGGCGGCGAAGCCGUGGAACUGGUACAUGGAGUUCCUCUUCUCUCAGGGCUUUCAGGGCCUCCAACAGUUUGUCCAAAGUAGCAUCAACCGGCGCGCUGUGGCUGGGAUCAGUGGCCAAAGAGGCAGCCAGCCCACAAGCAGGUAAACCACAUGCCUAACGGGAGGAUGAAACAGAAAACACAAAAGACUCUGACACUUCUCCCUGUUGUAAAAUACUUGUACAUAUUUUAUCUCUUGCCAUAUUCUCCAAGGAAAGAUUCACAAGAGACUUGAGUGUCUUUUUCUCUGUAAAUAGCCACUAUUUUUAAUCCUGACUGCAUUUUAUUUAGUUUUGUCCAUAUUUGAAUUAUGCUUGGUGCUGUCUGUUUUCUUCUAUAGCUUACCUAUCUAUAUAAUUUCGGUGCAACUUGCACAUUAAUAAGAAUGCAUUUUAUCUCAUUUGUAUUUUUUGGGACAAAAGCAUCCUCCUGAACUGUUAGUAAAUUGAAAAUGUGAAUAUCCUUUCUAUUAAAAACCAUUUGUAGAAUU